Rosa rugosa (rugosa rose) is the source of this 315-nucleotide messenger RNA. RefSeq lists its product as uncharacterized. Bases 1 to 315 code for a protein of 104 amino acids. The record is from RefSeq and is a predicted model, not a curated record. The transcript has a single exon. Gene Ontology annotation, molecular function: enzyme inhibitor activity. Lineage: Eukaryota; Viridiplantae; Streptophyta; Magnoliopsida; Rosales; Rosaceae.
AUGGUUGGUGAGGUUGAGCCUAAGGCGUUUGAUGCCAUUGCCAAAAUCAAUCAGCUACGUAACCAAAGCCCUAAUAACAAACCCUUAAGCGAUUGUCAGGAAUAUUACGUUGCAGUUGUUCGAAAUAAUGUACCCCAAGCCACUGAAGCAAUUGAUAAAAGUGAUAGUGGCAAGGCGGAGCAACUCAUGAAUGACGUUGUGUGUAAGGCUGAUUCAUGCGAAAAGGGUAAAAAGAGCGGCUCUCCUUUGAUUAGCUUGAACAAUGUCGUAAAAGAUGUUUCGUCUGUGGCUGCAGCAAUAUCAAGAUUGAUUUGA